AUGAUGGACAGCAUCGAAAAAAUAACAACGCUAUUUCCAAAGUUAAAACAACAAUUAUUGUUUUUAGAGAAACGUGAAAAAUUAUUUACAGCCAAUGAUAAUAAUUCAAUUUCAAGUAUUGAUUUAUUAUCAGUUAAUUCAACAAAUUUUAAUCCGUGUUCAUCUCCUGUUGAAUUACCAAUUAAUUCUUCCACGAAUGAUAAUACAAGCGAUCAUGUAUUAAGCGAAGUACUAGUGAAACAAGAAAUGAACUUAUUUUUUCCCGACGAAUAUAUAAUUCCAACAUUACCAAAUUCUCUGCUUCAAGAUAUAGAAACAGGCGCAUUACAUAAGUUUGCCCCACAUCAUACAAAUCGUCAAAUAUUAAUUGAUAUUAUAACUCACGACUUGAUCGAAAAAUAUCACCUUUUGUAA
This is a messenger RNA of Rotaria sordida, 414 nucleotides long. Lineage: Eukaryota; Metazoa; Rotifera; Eurotatoria; Philodinida; Philodinidae. The record is from the annotation of a GenBank genome assembly.